GACUGAAGUCGCUUGCGAGCGAAGCAUGGAUAACUCGGCAUAUGAGGCGGAAGUUGGCGAAAUCAAGGAAGAUGCAACUGCUACACAGGACAGCCAACUGGAAGCAAUAAUCGUUAGGAUUGGAGACUUUGGACGCUUUCAGAUGCGCAACUAUGUGCUGCUCUGCCUGCCCAUCAUUUGCAGCACCUUCCACUCAUUGUCCUUUGUAUUUACAGCCAGUACCGCGAGUUACAGAUGCUUCAUUGGCGACUGCGACACUGAAAAUAGUAGCUUCAUAGAGCCUUGGCUAAAUUUUACGAUACCUAGGAGCGACGACGACUGGGAUCAGUGCAAUCAAUAUCAAUCGAUUGGAGUUGGCUGUGAUGCGGAUACUUUUAAUAGCAGUCAAAUAGUCAGCUGCGAAUCGGGCUACAAAUUGAUGGAUGAUGAUGGGAGCAUAGCCACAGAGUUUGGCAUUUACUGCUCCAAUCAAUGGCAGCUUUCGAUGGUGGGAACAGUCAGCUUUAUUGCACAUAUCGUAGGCAUGCCCAUGGGCGGCUAUUUUUCAGAUCGCUACGGACGCAAGGCAACGCUCGUGGUGGCAGGUGUUUUGAGCGCAAUUACUGGACUGGCUCGCUCGCAUACCGUUGGCUACUAUAGCUUUCUGCUGCUUGAGUUUCUGUCGAUGUUUGUGGGCAGCCCGCUCUUUUACAUUGCCCUGCUGCUGGCUGUUGAGCUGGUGGGCUGUAAGCAGCGUGUGUUGUUUGGCAUGAUCAUCUCGCUGACCUACGCCGUAGCCGAGGUGGCACUGGGCUAUUUGGCCAGUCUAAUACGGAACUGGCGCGUGCUGCUGCGCGUCAUCUACACGCCGGCGCUGCUGCAUCUGCUUUUCAUCUGCUAUAUGUCCGAGAGUGUGCGCUGGCUGUUGAGCCAGUCUAGGGAGCUGGAGGCGGUCGAUAUUCUACGCGACGUGGCAAUCGUAAAUCAGCGGCAGGUGAACGAAAGGGAGCUCAGCGAUAUGGUGCGCCACAACCGCAAGGUGAUAUCCCAGACGCGUGCAGCUGGGGGUCAUUACACCGCCCGUCAGAUCUACAAUGCACUCGGCCAUCGCACGGCCACGUGCUGCGGGCUUUGGCUGAUCAUUGUAUUUAUAUCCAUGGGUCUGACCCUGAACUCCAUGGAAUUGUAUGGCGAUAAGUAUCGUAACUUCGGCUUGUCGGGUCUAGUGAAGCUUCCCGGCGUAGUGUUUGCCAUGCUGCUAAUGAAUCGCCUUGGCCGCCGCUGGACGUUGAAUCUGUGCAUGGGCACUUGCUCCAUAUCGCUUUUAUUAAUGGUGGCACUGAUCAAUGAGUAUCCAACAGUGUCGUGGCAUCUCUUCUUUCUGGCUCAAAUGGCCAACAUUGGCAGCCACAUGGUACUCAUUUUCUUUACGGCCGAAUUGUUUCCCACCAGCUGCCGCAGCAGCCUUCUUGCCCUCUGUUACAUGAUCGGUAGGAUCGGAGCAAUGUUAGCGCCCAGUGCUCAACUCUUGAUAUCCUAUUACAAAUAUACGCCCCACUUGCUGUUCGCUGCCCUCGGCAUACCCAGCUCGGUGCUAAGCAUGCUCUUGCCUGAAACAUCUAACGAGACCCUGCCGACGACCAUGGAGCAGGCCUGCGCCCUGGACCUUCAUUCAUCGAGGAAAUCAUCUGUUUCACACAGUACUGGUUAAUCAGUUAGUGAGGCAAUGCUAGGCUAUGUUUGGUCUCA
Drosophila arizonae is the source of this 1728-nucleotide messenger RNA. RefSeq names its product solute carrier family 22 member 7-like. NCBI's taxonomy places the organism in Eukaryota, Metazoa, Arthropoda, Insecta, Diptera, Drosophilidae. Gene Ontology annotation, biological process: transmembrane transport. Gene Ontology annotation, molecular function: transmembrane transporter activity. Gene Ontology annotation, cellular component: membrane. The record is from RefSeq and is a predicted model, not a curated record.